Ochlerotatus camptorhynchus is the source of this 1370-nucleotide messenger RNA. RefSeq lists its product as uncharacterized. The transcript is spliced from 3 exons. The record is from RefSeq and is a predicted model, not a curated record. The coding region runs from base 151 to 1362 and encodes 403 amino acids. NCBI's taxonomy places the organism in Eukaryota, Metazoa, Arthropoda, Insecta, Diptera, Culicidae.
GGGAAUCGGUCGUGUUGUUCUCUCCCAUGUUUACGUGGUUCGCGUUUUAAGCGUUUGCGGUUUGGUGAACUUCCAGGAAACAUUUAAAUAUUUUACAAAGGAAGAACAAGAACAAAUGUGCAUAGUGCCACUGGAGAGCAUAUUUAUCAAAUGCUUAUGACAUAUCAACCAAUGAGGAAAAUGAAUGUACGGUUUUGGAUUUUUCUCCUUUACUUUGUGUCAUCGGAUUUGGUCUUAGGAAGAACUAGGUCGAUACGCAACCUCUAUAACCAUAAAUGUGCAGCCCGACUAGAAUCCGCCUUAGACACAACUUUACGGAGAAGUCAGCAGCGAUCAGGAUCCACGUCUUUGAUUGACUUUUCCGAAACUGGUGCUCAGAAGCAGUCGCUAUUCAAUCGAUCACCGUAUAACAAUUACGAAGAAGACGUCGAACAAAUCGUUUCAGAGUACAAACACAAGUACAACAACCAGCAAAAGCACCCAAAUAAUGGAAAUCCUUUCUUCCCACCAUCUGGAGUAUCUCCAACCUCGCAAGUUGAAGUUGCAAAUCUUAAGGUUAGAAUUCCUCAAAAUCUUCAGUGGGUCGUCGUUGAUCGUUGCCAUUUCAUUGAGCAAAACCGAACGUUGGAUACCAAGCUUGAGUUUCCAGAUUUGCAAAUCAGCGGUAGAGUCAUUAUGCAUCCUUCCGGAGGUCGGUGUGAAAUGAUUUUGAGGUUGAGACGGGCUGGAAUUGAGUUUAAGACUAUCCCAUUGGUUCCUAGUGGGUUGGGCGAAAGGAGUAGACAAGCAAACGUUCGAACCGAUUCACAUUUCUCGGAACCUGGAUUUAUUUCGGUUUUUGCUCACAGUUGUGAGGGUCCUACCGGGAUCAAGUAUCGCAUCAACUCGAAACGAAGACAUUUCCUCGCCAAACACCCUUCAAAUUACGAUGCUUUUUACAGCAAGGAUUAUGGUAAUGAAUUUCAGCGAAAUAUGGAACACAAAAGAUCAUUAAAUCUCGAGGAGGACGAUGGUCUUACAGAAAAGGAUAUAUUCAAAUUGACAGACGGAGAUUCACUGUUCUUGUCCCCUUCAGCGUUCCUAGAUGAAGAUGGUGAUGACCCAUCAACGUUCAGUGCUGACAGUAGAACCAUAUUCUCCGACCGGAAUCCGUUUGCUUAUAACGCCUAUGCUGGCAAUGGCGCUGGUUGGCAAACGGUCGAAUCAAACGACGCUCUUGAUGAGGCGUACUCCAAUGAAAUCGACAAUCUUUUUUCAAAGGGAGUACGUGGACUGCUGACGACCUACAUGCAGAAGGCUUUGCAACCUGCGAUCAAAGAAACUUUGAUGGAAAGUAUGGGAUACACGCUAUCUUACGGGUAAGUAAUUGA